This is a messenger RNA of Medicago truncatula (barrel medic), 4395 nucleotides long. RefSeq names its product probable phospholipid-transporting ATPase 8. Gene Ontology annotation, cellular component: plasma membrane. Gene Ontology annotation, molecular function: ATP hydrolysis activity; ATP binding; ATPase-coupled intramembrane lipid carrier activity. The record is from RefSeq and is a predicted model, not a curated record. NCBI's taxonomy places the organism in Eukaryota, Viridiplantae, Streptophyta, Magnoliopsida, Fabales, Fabaceae. Gene Ontology annotation, biological process: phospholipid translocation. The transcript has 11 exons. Bases 592 to 4173 code for a protein of 1193 amino acids.
UCCUGUUUUGGUCUCUUUCUCUCACUUUGAUGAAUUCAUAGAAAUUAUUAUGAUGAAGUGAAAAUAGUACUAACCAUCUUAAUAGUAUAGUACUAGUAUCUGUUAUUUCUAAUCUAUCAAUGUUUUUUAUGUCUCUUUCAUUCAUUUUAUUCACUUGCUUACACAAACGGCAACCUUAACUACUAUACUUACUCACACCAACUUAUUCUUCUCUCUCUCUCUACACAAUUCUCUUCAUCAACCAUCAAGUAAGAGACACCUUCACCCUUCAUUUAGAGCAAGGAAUUCUUUUAAUCCCAUUAUACCCUUUACAACUCAUAGUUCUUAGUUCUUACCUUUGUGUUUUGUUUUUUAGUUGGAAUUUAUAUAAGGUUUAUGUUUUAGUAGGGAUCAUAGGUUUAUGUUUGGUUUUUUUCACAUUAAUUAUAUGUACAAAUUUUUAGGUGGAGGGGUUGGCCUAAUUUUGUUUCUUUUUUCUUUUUGACUUUGGUGUUGAAAAUUUGAUCUUUGUGAUUAGUGUUUCUUUGAUGAUUCCAAUGAAAAUUAGAAGAUCAUUUAGAAUUUUUAGUUGAAAAAAAAAGAAGGAAAAAAAUGCCUCAAGGUGGAAAAAAGAGGAUACAUUUUAGCAAACUAUAUUCAUUUUCAUGUUUCAAAUCAUCAUAUAGAGAUGGUCAUUCACAAAUUGGAAAAAAAGGGUAUUCAAGAGUUGUUCAUUGCAAUGAUGCUGAUAAUUUUGAAGCAAUUCAGUUGAAAUAUGGUGGAAAUUAUGUUUCAACUACCAAGUAUACAGCAUUUAAUUUUAUACCUAAGUCUUUGUUUGAACAAUUCAGAAGAGUUGCAAAUAUCUACUUUCUUGUUGUUGCUUGUGUUUCUUUUAGUCCUUUAGCACCUUAUACAGCUUUAAGUAUUGCUGCACCUUUGGUGGCUGUUAUUGGUGCUACUAUGGCUAAAGAAGCUGUGGAAGAUUGGAGAAGGAGAACACAGGAUAUAGAGGCGAACAACAGAAAGGUUCAGGUAUAUGGGAAAAACCAUACAUUUGUGGAGACAAGAUGGAAGAAACUUCGUGUCGGUGAUGUGAUUAAAGUGUACAAGGAUGAAUACUUUCCUUCUGAUCUUCUUCUGCUUUCGUCAAGCUAUGAGGACGGUGUUUGCUACGUUGAAACAAUGAAUCUUGAUGGAGAAACUAAUCUAAAACUAAAGCAAGCCUUGGAAGCGACAACUCGUCUUAACGAUGAAAAAUCUCUGCAAAGGUUUAGGGCUAUGGUCAAAUGUGAGGAUCCUAAUGAAAAUCUAUACUCAUUUAUUGGAACUUUUGAGUAUGAAGGUGAAGAACAUCCUCUUUCGUUGCAACAGAUCCUUUUAAGAGAUUCUAAGCUGAGAAAUACAGAAUAUAUAUGUGGUGUUGUCAUCUUCACCGGUCAUGACACGAAAGUGAUGCAGAAUUCUGUUGAUCCUCCAUCAAAAAGGAGCAAAAUUGAGAGAAAAAUGGAUAAGAUAAUUUACAUUCUCUUUAGUACCUUGGUUUUGAUAUCCUUUAUCGGAUCUAUGUUUUUCGGUGUCGAUACCGAAAAUGAUAUUAAUAAUGAUGGAAGUUACAGAAGAUGGUAUCUUCAUCCGGACGAAACAACCGUAUAUUACGAUCCUAAAAGGGCAGGCCUUGCUUCGAUUCUUCAUUUUUUGACUGCCCUUAUGUUGUAUGGAUAUCUGAUUCCAAUAUCACUUUAUGUGUCGAUAGAAAUUGUGAAAGUUCUUCAGACUAUUUUCAUCAACCAAGAUCAAGAAAUGUAUUAUGAAGAAUCAGAUAGGCCGGCUCAUGCGCGGACAUCUAAUUUGAAUGAAGAACUUGGUCAAGUUGAUACCAUAUUGUCUGACAAGACCGGUACGUUGACAUGUAACUCCAUGGAGUUUGUCAAAUGUUCAAUAGGGGGUGUUCAGUAUGGCCGUGGUAUUACGGAAGUGGAGAAGGCACUUGCUAGGAGAGCGAAAAACGGGGAAUCUGAAGGUGAUGCUUAUUCAUCUGAUUUCGUGAAUGAGAGUAGCGAUGUUGUGGACUCUCAGAAGACAGUUAAGGGCUUUAACUUUAAAGAUGAACGAAUAAUGAAUGGACAAUGGAUUAAUGAACCACAUCCGGACAUCAUAGAGAAAUUCUUUCGAGUUUUAGCCAUAUGUCAUACAGCUAUUCCUGAUGUAGAUAAAUCGUCGGGAGAAAUUUCCUAUGAAGCCGAGUCACCGGAUGAAGCCGCAUUUGUCAUAGCUGCAAGGGAGCUUGGUUUUGAGUUUUUCGUUAGGACACAAACAAGUAUUUCGUUGCAUGAAUUGAAUCAUGAAAGCGGAAAAAAGGUUGACAGAGUGUACCAGCUUCUGCAUGUCUUAGAGUUCAGCAGUUCGCGCAAAAGAAUGUCAGUGAUAGUGAGGAACGAGGAAAAUAAGAUAUUGCUCCUAUGCAAGGGUGCAGACAGUGUGAUGUUUGAAAGGCUCUCACAAUACGGAAGAGAGUUUGAAGCCGAAACUAAUAAUCAUAUCAAAAGAUAUUCCGAGGCAGGUUUAAGAACUCUUGUAAUCACGUACCGUGAACUUGGCGAAGAAGAGUAUAAGCAGUGGGAAAAGGAGUUCUCGAAGGCCAAAACCUCUUUAGCAGCAGACCGAGAUGCACUUGUGGAUGCAGCUGCUGACAAGAUGGAAAGAGAUUUGAUACUUCUUGGAGCUACAGCAGUUGAGGAUAGACUUCAAAAAGGGGUUCCUGAAUGUAUCGAAAAGCUUGCUAAGGCAGGAAUCAAGUUAUGGGUAUUGACUGGGGACAAAAUGGAAACUGCCGUCAACAUAGGGUAUGCUUGUAGUUUACUUAGACAAGAUAUGAAACAAAUAGUGAUCACUCUUGAUUCAUCUGAUAUCAUAUCAAUAGAGAAACAAGGGGACAAGGAGGCUCUAGCGAAGGCCUCUCGUGAAAGCAUCGAGAAGCAAAUUAAUGAGGGAAUCUUACAAAUCGAGUCAACAAAAGAGAGUUCCGACACAGCAAAGGAAAUUUCUUCACUUGCCUUGAUAAUUGAUGGGAGGUCAUUGGAGUACUCCCUCAACAACGCUUUGGAGAAACCAUUCUUUAAGUUGGCUAGUAAUUGUGCUUCUGUCAUAUGUUGCCGGUCUUCACCAAAACAGAAAGCUCGUGUUACAAAAUUGGUGAAGUUGGAAACCGGGAAAACAACUUUAUCUAUUGGUGAUGGUGCAAAUGACGUUGGUAUGCUUCAGGAAGCUGAUAUUGGAGUUGGAAUUAGUGGUGCUGAAGGGAUGCAGGCUGUAAUGGCAAGUGAUUAUUCAAUCGGACAAUUCCGUUUUCUAGAGCGUUUGUUGUUGGUGCAUGGCCAUUGGUGUUAUAGAAGAAUAUCAAUGAUGAUAUGUUACUUUUUCUAUAAAAACAUUGCAUUUGGAUUUACCCUUUUUUGGUUUGAAGCAUAUGCUUCAUUCUCCGGUCAAGCCGCUUACAACGAUUGGUAUAUGUCAUGUUACAAUGUGUUCUUUACCUCACUACCAGUAAUCGCUCUAGGUGUUUUUGAUCAGGAUGUUUCUGCCAGACUUUGCCAAAAGCACCCGUUUCUAUAUCUAGAAGGUGUAGAGAACACCCUCUUCAGCUGGACUCGGAUUAUCGGCUGGAUGUUGAACGGAUUCCUUAGUUCCUUGCUAAUCUUCUUCUUAACCACAAAUUCCGUCUUAAAUCAAGCCUUCAGAAAAGACGGUCAAGUGGUAGAUUUCGAAAUACUCGGUGUCAUAAUGUAUACUUGCGCAAUUUGGGUUGUGAAUUGCCAAAUGGCACUUUCAAUCAACUACUUCACUUGGAUCCAACAUUUUUUCAUUUGGGGUAGUAUUGUCCUUUGGUAUGUGUUCUUGGUGGUUUAUGGUUAUAUAUCUCCAACCAUAUCUACAACAGCUUAUAGGGUAUUUGUGGAAGCAUGUGCUCCUAGUCUUUUAUAUUGGUUAGUUACCCUUUUUAUUGUUGUUUGUGUUCUUUUACCAUAUUUUUCUUAUAGAGCUUUUCAAAGUAGGUUUCUACCAAUGUAUCAUGAUAUAAUACAAAGAAAACAAGUAGAAGGGUCUGAAUUUGAGAUUUCUGAUGAGUUACCUAGACAAGUUCAAGGUAAACUAAUACAUUUGAGAGAAAGAUUGAAGCAAAGGGAACCUUGAAAUAUGUAAAAUGUAAAUAUGGUUUGAAACUUACAUUCUUGGAAGUGGAAUUGUAUUUGGUUUGUUGCUUAGUUUGAAAGUGAUAUUCAUUUAGUGAGCAUUGGAAAUAGCUUUUUUUAGAGUUUAUUUCAUUAUUUUUAUUUAUUUUUACAUUUGACGUAGAUUAGCUAUGUAAAGGUUGUAUAUAUUGUUGGAAUUUGUUAAUGGAAGCAGAUAUACAUA